UGUAAUCAUUUUAUAUCUAAUUUUAUUAUUCUUCCUGAAACGCCUUUUAACGCGAGAAUUGCAGACGCAUUUAAUCUUUUUAAAAUCAAGUGCACAUAUUUAAGAAAUCUAGUUACAUAAAUACUGGACAAGAUGUCGGAAAGUAAACCUACUGCAGCACCUCCGCCGAAACAGGUCAGAACUUACCAACCGACUUAUCAACUCAAUCCUAAGAAGCGUUUCGACGCGGAACAAAUACAGAAAAUAUUGCAACGAGUGGUCUCAUAUGAACUCAACGAGGUCGAAUAUAGCGAGAAACAAAUUCCAGAACUUUGUCUCAGCUUGGCUGAAACUCUACGUAAUGCUAUCAAAGAAGAAAAUUAUAACAGGUACAGGAUAAUAGUGAUGGUGAGCAUUGGCCAGCGACGGCAGCAGAGCGUCCACAUAUUCCACUCGUUCCUGUGGGAUCACGAGCGAGAUGCCUUCGCUACGUUCAAUUACGAGAAUUGCCAUUUAUUUGCUAAUGUCGUCGUCUAUGGUGUGUAUUUAGAUUAGAUGUGAUUAAAUAAAUUUUAAAUUUAAUUA
Messenger RNA from Galleria mellonella (greater wax moth), 564 nucleotides. RefSeq names its product dynein light chain Tctex-type 5-A-like. Gene Ontology annotation, biological process: microtubule-based movement. NCBI's taxonomy places the organism in Eukaryota, Metazoa, Arthropoda, Insecta, Lepidoptera, Pyralidae. Gene Ontology annotation, molecular function: dynein intermediate chain binding. Gene Ontology annotation, cellular component: cytoplasmic dynein complex; cytoplasm. Bases 133 to 534 code for a protein of 133 amino acids. The transcript is spliced from 3 exons. The record is from RefSeq and is a predicted model, not a curated record.